Messenger RNA from Malassezia japonica, 2502 nucleotides. It is a transcript of the gene RAD16, whose product is annotated as DNA repair protein rad16. The transcript has a single exon. Gene Ontology annotation, cellular component: nucleus. Bases 1 to 2502 code for a protein of 833 amino acids. Lineage: Eukaryota; Fungi; Basidiomycota; Malasseziomycetes; Malasseziales; Malasseziaceae. Gene Ontology annotation, molecular function: metal ion binding; ATP binding; ATP-dependent chromatin remodeler activity. Gene Ontology annotation, biological process: nucleotide-excision repair. The record is from RefSeq and is a predicted model, not a curated record.
AUGCGCCGAUCGGCUCGGGCCGUGCGCGCGCGUCCUGCGUAUGCAGAGCAGGUAGACGGCAGCGAGAGCGAAGAGGAGUGGGCCGAGGUGCAGAAGGUACUUCAAGGCGACACCACCGACGAGGACGAGGCGUUUACAAAGACGCCGCCCGCGAAAAAGCCGCGUGUCUCGCGAGCGAAAAGCGAGGAUACGAGCUUGUCCGAAAGCGUAUCAUCCGAAAACGAGUCGCUCUAUGCAGAUCCGUCGCAGAGCGAGGCCGAGUCACAAAUCACGACCGGGGCCACGAGCGAUAGCGAGGUGAAGCGCGAAGAUAGCGAGCCGCCACUCAAGCAGGAGGACCUGGACGCCACACCCCGGCCCAAGCGCGAGGUGCUGGAGUCUGCGCUCAAGAGCGAGCCGGAUGAGACGGACGACGACGAGCCGCUAGCACAGCAGCAGCUGCGUGACUCGAAAAAGAAGCCCAAACGCACCAAAAAGCCGGCGGCGCCAAAGCUCUCUGCCUAUCACAAGCGGAUCCUCGCGCUGGUGGCCUCGCACCCCGAGCUUGCCUCGGUAUGGGACACGCUCCGCCGCGAGCCGCGGCAAGGGCUGCCGCCCAAGGCCGAGCAGCCCGAAGGCAUUUCGAUGCCGUUGCUGCCGUUUCAGCGCGAAGGACUCUACUGGCUCCAGCAGCAGGAGCGCAGCAUCUGGCACGGCGGCCUGCUGGCCGACGAGAUGGGCAUGGGCAAGACGAUCCAGAUGGUAUCACUGCUGGUCUCCGAUCGCAAGCGCCCGAACCUGGUCGUGGCGCCGACAGUGGCCAUUCUGCAGUGGCGCAACGAGAUGCAGCGGUACGCCAAGGACCUGAAGAUUGUCGUGUGGCACGGCGCUCAGCGCACGCAGGACGCAGAAGAGCUUUCUAGUGCAGACGUUGUCAUGACCUCGUACUCUGUGCUGGAGAACGCCUACCGAAAGAUGCACUAUGGCUUCCAGCGCCGCGGGCGGCGCGUCAAAGAGCCGAGUUUGAUGCACACCAUUGCAUGGCGCCGCGUGAUUCUCGACGAGGCGCAUCAUAUCAAGGAGCGCUCCACAAACACGGCGCGCAGUGCCUUUGCGCUGCAGAGCGACUUUCGCUGGUGUCUGAGCGGUACGCCGCUGCAGAAUCGUGUUGGUGAGCUCUACUCCAUGAUCCGCUUCCUGGGCGGUGAUCCAUUUUCGUACUACUUCUGCAAAGAGUGCCCGUGCAAGUCGCAUCGCUGGGCGUUUACGGACCGCCGAACUUGCGACGACUGCCACCACAAGCCCAUGUCGCACAUCAACUUUUGGAACUUUUUCAUCCUGCGGCCGAUCCAGCGCGACGGUACCGAGGAUGGCGACGGAAAAGAGGCAUUCACGCACCUGCGCCUUCUUCUGGAUAAUAUCAUGCUGCGGCGCACCAAGCUCGAGCGUGCGGAUGAUAUGGGCCUUCCGCCGCGCACCGUCGAAGUGCGCCGCGACUUUUUCAACGCAGAGGAAGAGGACUUGUACCAGAGCCUGUACUCGACGACGACACGCAAGUUCUCUACGUUCCUCGAUCAGGGCACGGUGCUCAACAACUACUCGAACAUUUUUACACUCUUGACGCGUAUGCGCCAAAUGUCCAACCACCCCGACUUGGUGCUACGCUCCAACACGGGCGCCAAGGCGGGUCUCUUGGGCGACCAAGACGAGGUGAAUGUGUGCAAGCUGUGCACCGAGGAGGCCGAGGAUGCUGUCAUUUCCAAGUGUCACCACGUCUUUUGCCGUGCGUGUAUUCAGCAGUACAUUGAGAGUGUGGAAGGCGACCCCGACGAGACUGGCCGCAAGAUCGACGUGACGCCCGACUGCCCGUACUGCCACGCGGUGCUCUCGAUCGACUUGGAACAGCCCGCGCUCGAGCCCCCGCAACCCAAGGCUGUGCAAGGCGAGUCGCAGCGCCAGGGUAUUCUCUCGCGCUUGGACCUCGCCAACUGGCGGUCGAGCACCAAGAUCGAGGCGCUGGUCGAAGAGCUGACCAAACUGCGCGAGCUGCCGGACCGCUCGAUCAAGUCCCUCGUCUUUUCGCAGUUUGUCAACUUUCUGGACCUGAUCGCGUUCCGACUGCAGCGCGCUGGCUUCCGCAUCUGCCGGCUCGAGGGCAACAUGACGCCGGAAGCGCGCGAUCGCACCAUCAAGCACUUUAUGGAGAACCCUGGCGUGACCGUCUUUCUUGUUUCGCUCAAGGCGGGUGGUGUUGCGCUGAAUUUGACCGAGGCGUCGCGCGUCUACCUCAUGGACCCGUGGUGGAAUCCCGCGGUCGAGGUCCAGGCCAUGGACCGCAUCCACCGUCUCGGACAGCACCGUCCCAUCGUGGUAAAGCGUAUGAUUAUUGAAAACAGCAUCGAGAGCCGCAUCAUCGAGCUGCAGAAUAAGAAGAGUGCGAUGAUCGAGGCGGCGAUUGGAAACGACGACUCGGCCAUGGGGCGUUUGUCGGUGGACGAUUUGCGCUUUUUGUUUACGCUGUAA